Cololabis saira (Pacific saury) is the source of this 4081-nucleotide messenger RNA. RefSeq names its product voltage-dependent calcium channel beta subunit-associated regulatory protein. The transcript is spliced from 11 exons. Gene Ontology annotation, cellular component: plasma membrane; secretory granule. Gene Ontology annotation, biological process: negative regulation of calcium ion-dependent exocytosis; negative regulation of voltage-gated calcium channel activity. The record is from RefSeq and is a predicted model, not a curated record. The coding region runs from base 311 to 3316 and encodes 1001 amino acids. Gene Ontology annotation, molecular function: transmembrane transporter binding. NCBI's taxonomy places the organism in Eukaryota, Metazoa, Chordata, Actinopteri, Beloniformes, Belonidae.
UGGUUUCAUUCAUAACUACGGUCUUUAUUUGAAGCCCAAAUUAAAGUAUGCAGACGGGGAAGGCGCCGAGUGCACGGCUUCAAAACAGACUUCCCAGCAGGGCUCGGAGAGAGAUGUCCCGAGACAUGGGACAGCCCUGAUCGGCGGGUUUUCGGAGGAGAGGGAAGAUGCUGCUGAUGCUGAUGCUGGUGCUGAUGCUGAGCGCCGCCGGCUGCAGCGCAUCGCUGUAGUCACUCCGUCCGCACGGAGGAGGAGGGAAGCUCCUUCAACACCGCCCGCAAACACAGGCUCGUUCACACUGACCUGGACCAUGAGCAAUGAUCUGCCUGUUCUGACAAGUCUGACGGAGAACUCCACUGACGUGCCAGUGUCGGCCGGACAGGUGGAGAACUAUGUGCUGCUGUUGGUGCUGCUGAGCGUCUUCGCUGGGGGGACCCUAGUCCUGCUGUCCCUGCUGCUGCUCUUCUGUCACCGCUGCUGCUUGGGCGGACGGCGCUACUCCAGAGCGAGCGAUGAUCCCGAGAAGACAAAUACCACUUAUGCUGAGGAUUCUCAUCCCACGCAAGAAAUCACAAUUCGUCUGGAUGAAUCAGAUGCUCUCUCUGCAUCGAGCUGUCAUGAUGGAGAGUCUGAGCGAUUUGUCUCCACUGGGUCUACUGGCCGCAGAGUCUCCUUCAAUGAAUCUGCACUUUAUGAACAGGAGAAAAUGACUCAGGACAAAGGACGCAGGUACACUCUGACUGAAGGGGACUUCCAUCACCUGAAAAAGGCCAGACUGACCCACCUUCACCUGCCUCCGGCCUCAAAUGACCUGAAGAUACUCACCAUCAUGGAGUGUGACUCAGUGGAAAGUAGCACCAUUAACAUCAGUGAGACCUCUGCACCCAAACUACCCCUCACCAUCUACCAGCCUGUUGAGAGCAGAGUACCGGACUGGAUGGGACAGAGUGUGAGUGGGGGCCUGCCAGGAGACCCCCAUCACUCCGUCAUCCUGGACCAGCCGUCCCCCUCAGCCAUGAAAGCACAGCACACCCGCUCCCAAACAAUGGAAGCUAUCGGGGACAGGGGAGAGACGGAGAGUGAAAGGGGACAGAGAGGAGACUCCUCACAAUCUGUGGCCCAGACUUCAGUUCUGCAAUUCUUCUCUAAACUGCGUCGCCAUGCCAGUCUCGAGGGAGCUGGGCCUUACUUCAAGAGGUGGAAGUUUGACACCAGUCACCGCGCUGCCAGCCUUGAUGCCAAAGGAUCCCCAAAGAGAAAGCCUUUUCAGAGGCAGAGAGCUGCGAGUGAAACCACUGACCACACCGAAGAGGACUCUUCUCCCCUCCGAGAUGACAGCUUUGACUCCUUUCCACAAACUCCCAUCCAGACCGGCGGCCUCCAGUCUCUCUCUGCAGAGUCUCUAUCUCAUCCUGCAACUGCACCUUCAUCUUCAGUCUUCCUCCAGAGGCUAAAACUAGAGGCCAUGGUGGAGGCAGGCGGAAGCAUCAACGCCAGGGGAGAGGAACCUGCUUUGCCAUCAGGUUUUAUUCAGAGACAAGAAGAGGCCACAGUCAACGGGAGGCAGGAGGACCUAGAGACCCCUGCAGUUAUAAGAACUCAAGCAGCAGGAGAUAUGCUAGAAGCUACAGAAGACGAAGACUUGUUUGGGACAGAACAAGAGGCCGCCAUGCAGGAAAUGUUUGAAGAUAUGUUAAAUAAACCUAACGACACAAAAACAGAGAGUGGCACAGCAGAUGUGAGGAGAAAGAAUGAGGCAGAAGUGGAUGACGUAGAUGAGGUGAUGUUAGGAGCUGAAGCCAGGCAAAGGACCGAUUCAAUCUCAUCCCUGUCUUUCAUGACCCGUCGGGAGAGCUUGGAGGCACCUCCCUCCUUGUACAGAGAUAUCUGGAGCCUCCGAGCCUCUCUGGAGCAAUACGCCUCCUCAGACCAGAGCAGCACAGACCGGGAGUCCAUCCGAAGUGAUGCGGACAGCGUCUCAUCAAUUGGAGGUGCAGGAGCUCGAUCUGGCCUGGAGAGCUGCUUGUCACAAGAUUUAGACGAUGAGCCUGAAGGGGAGGGGGAGGGAGAAGGGUUGGAGGGAGGAACCAGAAGGGCAUCAGGUCCAGAGACUGAGAUGGGGAGUGGAGCCGGUGGAGGAGAGGGUGAGGGAGGAAACAGGAAGCUCCUUCAAAUGGACAGCGGUUAUGCCUCCAUUGAAGCUCCCUCUCGGGCUCCGGAGGAGAUGCGGUUGUUCGGGACUCCUGGAGUUACUCGAGGGAAGACGGCAUCUGAGAGAAGGCUGUUUUUCACCAACUCUGGGAGAAAAGGUUCAGUAUGCGAGAGUGUUGAUGCCCGGCUGUUUCAGGAGGAGCUGGAGGACCAAAUCGCAGACAGCACAGAGACAGAAGGGAAACUAAAGCACAAAUCUCUGACCCUUCAAGAACCAUAUCAACUCCUGAAGUCCUUACAUCCGCAGAAACCUUCCGAAACACAACCUCAGCCCAUGUCUCCACUGCUGAAACCAGUCCUGCUGCCGCCCAGUCCUCACCGGCCUCGUCUCCGCCGACGCGACUACAGCAUCGAUGAGAAGACGGACGCUCUUUUUAACGAGUUCCUUCGUCACGACCCCCGUUUCGACCAGCAGGACUCUCCGGUACGGUCCAGGCACAGGUCCAGAGUGCACCUUCGGAAACAGUGGCAGAGACAUAAGCAAUACAGUGACCCGGGUUCGGUCACCGGGGGAAGGUAUUCUCCAUCGUUGGAAAGGCAGAGGUUUACACCCCUGAGGAGGGGUGACAGCGCCGGUUACCCUUUGGAUACCAGAUAUUAUAGCACUCUCUCACGCAUAGCGAGCGCAGCAGAUGAAGAAGCCAGCGAGGUGGCAGCUUCCGAGGAAGUGGCCAGAGAGAGAGCAGAAGGCAAAGAUCAAUCGACUAGAGGAGCAGCAGCAGGGGAUGUCACAGAAAGUGUGGCAAGCAGGAUAUCUGAAGGAACUGAUACAAGGAAAAGUAGGUCUGGCUGUGCAGGGUCAACUGGUGAGACUGAUGACUGCCAAGUCUCUUUGGACAAGGACACAGAAAGCACAACCAAUCAGUCUGUGAGCACCGUCACUGCACAAAUGGGCCGCAUGGAUCCCAAAGUGAGCAACAGGAACAACAACAGCAGUCAAGCCAUGCUAUCAGAGGUUUCCCUGCAGUCGGAGGGCAGUCUGACAGACAAGCUGGUCGUGUCAGUGGAAGAGAGGAUCUACAGCGGCCUGCAGAGCGCUGAGAAACCCGGGCAGGAGGUCCUCGCCGUGUCUCAUACAGCCUCCCCUGGAUUCAGUCCCACUUAACUAUGCCAUAUCCUUCAUUAAAUUUCUUUCAAAUAAUAAAUCUAUAAACCAAAACAAAAGGACUUAGGGGUCAAUAGGAAUUCAAACAUCAUUAGUUACUCUGUCAGCUGUCUUCUAAAGCACCUAAUGAUCCUCGUGAUGCCGGGUUUAUCCAGCAUUUCCAUUCAGACCUUGACUGCCACUGUGAUGCCAUGUGACAUGUGAUGCCCCGUUCUAUUGGUUAUCACUCUUCAAAAUCUAAAUGCAUACUUCAUUUAACUUAGAGGAUGUAAACCCAUGACUAGAAAAUAUUUUCAGACUUGACUGUGAGUUUUUAGCAUGUUACUCUAGGUCUGAAUGCUGUACAAGUGAAUACUGUUUUACCUUCAAACGAAAAGCACUUUGAUGGGAAGAAAGACAAUAGCGCUCAUCCUUUUUUCUAAUUUUAAAACCCCAUCCCCCCUCAAGUGUCCUUCUUGUCUCGUCAUCGAAAGGAACAUUUGAGAGCUGUCUGUAUUUGGCAAUAUGAAUAAGAACAACCCUGAACGUGUUAUUAUAAUGCUUCAGUGCUUGCAGCCUUCUCUUUCAUGAACAUUGACUCAGUCUGAUAAUACACUCUGUGUUAAAGUAAAACCCAUAAAAACUAGAAAAAGAUUUGAUCUUAGAAUUGUGUUUGCAAUGGUCUUUCAUAUACAUACUCGAUCCAUUUUUAUUUUUGACGAGCAUCUGUUAUGGAGGUGGUAUCCAGGAGCUCCAACGAAGACUUGCUGAGGCAAGACUCAGGUG